Oreochromis aureus is the source of this 1738-nucleotide messenger RNA. Its product is annotated as dynein assembly factor 3, axonemal. Lineage: Eukaryota; Metazoa; Chordata; Actinopteri; Cichliformes; Cichlidae. The record is from RefSeq and is a predicted model, not a curated record. The transcript is spliced from 12 exons. Gene Ontology annotation, biological process: motile cilium assembly; axonemal dynein complex assembly. The coding region runs from base 57 to 1394 and encodes 445 amino acids.
CCAAACUUACUUUCAGCUUCACACUUUUUACAGCUGUCGUCAAAGAGUCGGUCAGUAUGAGUGCUGGACGGGCAUCUGAGGGUGCGGGCUGCAUCACUUGGUGGGGCUUCACUCCUGCGCGCGACCUGCUGCAUAUCGGCCCUGAGAGAUGUGAAGGGGACAUCAAUGUUUUACUGGUGGGCAGUGGAGAUCCACGACAUAUUUUAAAGACUAUUGCCGGUUUGCAAGACAAACAAAGUGUCCAUAUAUGGGUGAUAGAAAACAGCAUGGAGGUGGUUGCUAGACAGCUGCUGCUCCUCUACCUGGCACUGAUUCCCCAGGACAGCAUGGGGAUUAAUGAGAAGACCGAAGUUUUCCUAGAGGUGUUUGGAAACGCAGAAAUCCGCAGUCAGACAGAGGAAGUACUGCAACGUGUAGCAUCGCAACUUUCUCUGUCUGUUACUGAAACGAUGGCAGUGCAUGGCUGUCUGAACACAACUCUCCUUAAGUUUAAGGAGCGAGACGAACUGGACAGGAUAUUUAAGUCAUGGAUCCAAACUCAGUCUUCAUCAUCAGAGCAUCCUGCUCCUGUCAUGGCCAAAGCUUGGGAUUAUCGUGUCAGGCAACACCUCGGGACACGCUAUGACUCCAAGAAGGGCUGCUUCGACUGGGAUCUUACAAUGAAGCUUCAUGAGAAAGGGUGUGGCGUCAUCAACAGACAGCAGUACAUGCGAUGGAGGGAACAGGGACUGGCAUUCGAAAUGAGGGAAGGCAUCUAUCAAAUAACCAAUCCUAGUUUGCUGUCUUCAAGAGUGUUUAGUCAGAAAGGAGACAAAGUAGCAAUCAGGGGAUACUGGGGAGACAUUGUUUCUAGUCCUUACCUGUCCUUCGGCAUUGAAACUGAUGACAAGAGUCUGCUGAAGACACAGAAUGGGCAACACAUUAAGACCGCCCAGGAUAUCUCUUUUGCAAAUUUGCAAGGAUUGUUCCAGUCCCUGUCCAGCAGACGGGGCUGCCCUACUACUUCUCAGCCAUACACAGAUGCAGAGGAGGACACAUCCAUACGGACUGUCAGUAUUAAAGACUUGAUGUAUCCAAAUGGGAUCUCUGUCACCUUCCUGCCUUUGGACUCACUUCACAAACUGCCCGAGAAACAGAAAUAUUCACAAUUCUUCAACACCAUUUACUUCUCCGCCAGCUUCGUGCACCAGUUGGGCCCGAUGAUGAGACAGAUUGCAGCACCAGACGCUGUGCUUGUCGUGGAGUUGGCCAAGUACAUUUUGGAUCUGAAUAAAGAGCAAGAAGCUGGCUUUGCAAAGAAAGUAGAGGACAUCGCUUUAGAGGCUGGAUUUGAACCUUGGCAUGAGGGGACCAGUGAUGACGUCCACGCCGUCUUCAUACAACAGAGAAAGUAGAGGUGUUUGUAUUGCACGAUAGCUGUUUACCAAGAUGCGAGAGACACUUAGCAUAGUAAAGCGUGACAACAGAGACAUUUCACAUCUUGUUUAUCAGCAGUUUACAAACCAACUAGGAGGAGCUGUCAGAUGCUUCAGAUAACAAUUCAUAUUUGUAUGGUAGCAACUAUGGAUUAAUAAUAAUAUUUCACAUCUUGUUUAAAUGAUACCAUGACAGCAGUUCAAAUAUAUUUAUAUGUGUAUUUUAAUAGCCACAAAUGUAAGUAUAAGUUGAUAUAUUCAAAUAAACCCUACAGGAAGCCAUUAUUUGAACACUGCAAAGUUGCUGGAAGCUUGUCCUGGAA